GUAGAGGACUCCACAGCAAGGACAGCGCCCGUGGCUAAGAGGCUCGGCAACAAUAUGGGCUCAGAACAGAGCAAAGGGCAGGCGAAAUCAACCUCCAACCAACCAUGCAAGGCUUACGGCCUCAACUGUGCGAUCUGCGAGGGCAUCUUCUACGACCCCGUGUUCCUGCCGUGCGGCCACACCUUCUGCCGCAUUUGCUUCGACGUCCACUGGGAGCUGGAACGGACGCGGAAGAAAUGCCCCUGCCCGCAGUGGACGUGCAAUCUGCGCUGGGAGUGGAAGCCGAAAUUGCGGACGGACGAGGAGCUGAGAGCGCAGGCGGAGCGAGCGAGGGAGAACCUCGUGUCGUCGAAACUUUGCGGCGACGGAUCGGCGUGGCGGGCAAACGAGCGGUCCCAAGCAUGCAGGAAGCUCGUGGAGACAUUUCCCGAAUGGAGGACGAGGAGGAUUGAGGUCUUGAAGAUGCUCUUCAAGAUGAUCGUUCAGCUGAGGAAGAGGAAGCGAGACGGCAAAAUCUCCAAAGCGACCGGCGCUUCUGCGGGCAUCGUCGGCGGUGCCAUGGUCAUUGCCGGCUUGGCCCUCGCCCCGUUGACCUUCGGCGCAUCUCUGGGCCUCACCAUCGCCGGCACGGCCACGGGGGUGGCCGGAAGCAUCACGGCUGCGGGGUCGUCGAUCGCCGUGCUGGUGAUGAACAAAGCCUCGACCAAGGAGGCGAGAGCGAAUGUCGAGAAUGAUAAAAUUGCCGGCGAGAGGUUCGCCGAAGUGGUGCGGUGGGUUUACUCGGUGGCAACUGAGCGCGACGUCGUGACCAUGGACACGCUGGUGUCCGAGAGCGUGUCCGUCAAGGGAGGCAACAGAAGCGCCCUCGGGCACCGCGGAAACAGCCAAAGUCACCAUGGGCGGAAUGAUGAUGGCAGGCGGCACGAUGAAAGGGACGAUGGACAUCGUCAAAAGCUCAAGUGCGUUGGUGAGGAUGGGUGCGGCGGGCUACAGCAACAUGGGCAACUGCUUCUCGUUGGCAGUGGUGAAAGGCAGCAAUCGGAUAACUGGAUUCGCAGUGGCCGCCAGGUUCCUCGGCUGUCAACAUCCUGAACCUGAUCUCGGCCUCGAUCAGCGCGCACAGGAACAACCCGUCGCAGAUAGAAAAGCACUGGCAGGAGAAGUACAGCGACUUGAAGUUGCACCUGAUCGGAAUGGCGAAGAUCAACGAUUACUUCGAGAGAAAUAGGAAUUAGAUGAUGGGUAUCCACCCCCUCGAUACGUACGGCAAGGUCUCAGAGUACACGAUGGGGGCUCAGCAUACGUGGUUCCCGCUCGUACCGCGACCGACCACCCCCGAUUCGUACUUACACUUGUACCCGUAUCACCCGCGCAAGAAACGAUUCCACCCAGCUAUAGCAUAUUUCAUAUACCGUAGAAUACACUCGUAUAGUCAUAUAGUAGUAUAUUAAUAAAGUAGUACAUAGUAGUAUAGUAACAUAGUAGUAUAUAAUAGGGUAUACAAAGUAUAUCGACUCUCGUGUAGGUGAACCCCAACUUAUGGAAAUUCGUGCUAAGGAGGGGACACACGGAACCCGACCCCCACCACGUACUCUGAGACAUUACUGUGUAGACACACACACGCAAAUAUACACUCUGAUACAUUACUGUGUAGACACACACACAUAUACACUCUGAUUCAUUGCUGUGUAGACACACACACAUAUACACUCUGAUUCAUUGCUGUGUAGACACACACAAAUAUACACUCUGAUACAUUACUGUAUAGAUAUAUACACACUCUGAGACAUUACUGUAUAUAUAUACAGUGAAACGUCACUGUAUACACACACAGUGAAACAUUACUAUAUGUAUACAAUGAGACCUCACUGUAUAGACACGAAUUGACUGCGUUUUUCAGGAACCGCGUGUAAAGACGCACAUUUAGCAAACCGUAGAUUGGCUUUUCCCCAUUGAUUUAGAAUUAGACGAUCAGGGCUGUGAAGUGAGACCAUUGUGUAGCUGCUCUUCCCGAGCUGUCAAUGCUCUGAGACGUGUGGAAUGGUUCUUGUGCUGGUCGCCUUUUGGCGUCGUUCUCUGGUCUCCCAUUGCUGGUGAGACUAGGCCCUAAAGAAGGCUGCUGCCUCUGGUGUAGGCCAUUCAGUUACCAAGACAAUGGCAUGUAACAUUGUAGUUACAUUAUUAUAAAGACAAUGUCUACUAAGUAAUAAUAUAUUAUACUGUCUACUGACACUGGUAGUGAGACAAUGGUGGUGAGACUAGGCCCUAAAGAAGGCAGCUGCCUCUGGUGUAGGCCAAUCAGUUACCAAGUCAAUGCCAUAUAACGUUAUAAUUACAUUAUAAUUAAAGAUAAUUUAUACAUAAGUGACAGUAUUAUUAUCCUGGUCUACUGACACUGGCAGUGAGACUAGCCCCUAAAGAAGCCUGCUGCUUGUCACUCGUGUAGACCAAUCAGUUUCCAAGACACUGCCAUCAAUAUACGACCAGAGACAUGGAUUUUGUUUGCCUGGUCACCACAAGUUCCGUGUGGUGGUAAAUGCAGACAGUUGAUUCCUUGCAAAAGUUUUCUGUUUGGUGUUUGAACAUCUAAACACGACUUCCUGCUGUUUCACUACCGCCAGAGAGGGUACACAGCACCCAUUCUUAGCUGUUCACAACGAGCGGCGUAUUUCGAAUAAUCAUUCAAACACUAUGCCUAACCCCAACAACAACAUCGAUAUACAGGGUGCUUCAAAUUUGUUUACCACUUAUAUGGGACUAUCGUGUUUAAUGGAAAAAGAGCGGAUAAUAAUGGACUGUAAACACAAUAACAAAUGUAAUGUUAAUAGCUUCAAAAGUCAAAGAGUCUCCCACUUGUUCGCCAUCGUUGUCAACGCGCGCCUGGAAUCUUCUCCAGAUGGUCUCCAGAGGCACCGCCUACAUCACUGUUCACACGUAAAUAGUAAAACGAUUGAAUGAUAAUUAAUUUACAACCCAAAACAAUAAUAUCAUAUACACACACACGUGUACACCCACACACGUGUACACACACCCACACACGUGUUAACCCACCCACACACACGUGUACACACACACCAAACGUGUGCACACACAAACACGUGUACACACACACAAUUACACCCACCCAUACACACGUUUACACACACCCACCCACGUGUACACACCCGCUCACAUGUACAUACCCACACCACACGUUUAAACACAUCCACUUACACGUGUACACACACACGUGUACACACACACACGUGUACACACACGUGUACACAUGUGUACGCACACACCACACAUGCACACACACACGUAUGCACACACCCACACAUGCACACACCCACACAAGUGCACACACAUCAUCUUCUAAACCUCUGUGUGUGUGUGGUAACUUUUAUGUUGCUUAUACCUUUAAUUUGUGUAACCAUUUCUUGAUUUUUGCUUCCUGUUUUAGAUUUUGAGCUGACGGGUUUCAUGUUGACGUUGCUCGUCCAAUUUAUAUUCACAUUCCUCGUUGCUUUUAAUUCAUUCUUAUUAUCUGACGCAUUUUUAAUUCGCUGUAAUAUGUAACAACAAUGAAUAUCGCCAUGCAUACGAUGUAACCCUGAAUGAGAUUAUGCAAGGAUAAUUAUCGUAUUCAGCACAGCGUUGUGAGUUGCAAUGAGCAUGGAUGAAGAUCAACAUACAACUGACAUUGUCAAUGUCGAAGGCUCGCUGCUGGCAGGAGGUCACGGGACGGACCCUGCAGGUGCCAUGGGUUGUAUUUCUGUGCCAGGCUAAGUGCAGGAGGAGGUCACGGGACAGACCCAGCAAGUGCCAUGGGUUGACCGACUGAGAUGACUUUCAAAUACACUACCUAUGCCCCCUAAGUGCCAACUUGCUGCGCUUUAUCUGCCCGGCACUCUGCUCGUUGUUUUGAGCGUCGCACCUCUGCCCUCUGCUGUUACUGGAGGGAGACUGCCUCCAACUGCCCAGUAGCAGCGUCCUUCACGAGCCUCCUCCACAGAGGCCGAUCUUAACACCGCUGGUCCCAGUCAUUGGCAAGUCCACUCAGCUCCACGUCCUCCUGUACCACAUGACUCCAUCUCUUCUGUAGCCCAUGCCGCGCCCAUUUAGCCCCCUCGGUCCGGCCGAACAAAAGCUGUUUGGGCAUGCGGUGAUUGGGCAUGCGGGCCUGCCGGAGGAGCUCACCGAUGGGACUUUGUCCAGAUCUUUCAAGGAUUUGUAAGCUUCUCACACAAUCCAGCCUGCAGGUUAAACCUUGCAUGGGUCGUAGGCAGGGCAACCUCAAUAUUUCUAACUGGCGAAGAUGUACAAUUAUGGGUGGGGGGGGGGUCCACGUUUCUCAAGCAUAGAGAAGGGAGGGAAUGACCAUGGCCGAGGAGACCUGGAACUUUGAGAUGUAGUUAACAUUUUACUACGGGCACCCAACAUUUGGCCAAUAUUAUGACCUCUAAGCUGUGACAUUCCAUGUGAAAAGUACGUGCACCGCUUAUCGCAAAUACUAAUCAUGGUUUAUUAAUCAAUAAAAGCCUUUGUCCAAUCAC
Molecule: messenger RNA, 4535 nt
Organism: Lethenteron reissneri (Far Eastern brook lamprey)
Lineage: Eukaryota; Metazoa; Chordata; Hyperoartia; Petromyzontiformes; Petromyzontidae
Biological process (GO): lipid transport; lipoprotein metabolic process
Cellular component (GO): extracellular region; membrane
Molecular function (GO): lipid binding
Source: RefSeq, a predicted model, not a curated record